GUAAUGACUAAUCAGAUCCUUCCCACUUGGACGAUUUUAAUCCCCGUUUUAACGUCGGCGAGCUAUCAUUUUAACAGACGUUCAAUUUGCUCUGUCAAAUUAUUUUCAUCCUUCAACAAGUUAAGUCACUGAUAGAAAAUGAAGCUGUUGCUGGCAGUAAUUGCCGCACUCACAGUUAGCCUUGGAGCUGCACUCGAUCCUCAUGAACACAACAAGGUUGUCUGUUAUUGGAACUCCACCUCAUUCGAACGUCCAGGACCAGGAAAAUUCCAAAUAGAUGAUUUAAAACCAGCAAUACCUUUCUGUACGCACCUUGUCUACGGAUUCGCAGGAAUCGACCCCAAUAGCUUUGAAGCGAUUCCUCUGCACCCAAAUCUCGAUACCGGAGCAGGAUAUUCCUUUUACCGGAUUGUAAAUCAGCUGAGACAGACUUACCCCCAUCUUAAAGUCUACCUCAGCGUGGGGGGUAACGCCGAUCCCGACUACGACACCCACAAAUAUUUGACUGUGACCGAGACCCCUGAAGCGCGAAACAAAUUCAUAAACUCCGCGGUAAGGCUUGUUACCGAGUACGACUUUGACGGAAUCGACCUCGCCUGGGAAUUCCCCGAGACCAAAGUUAAGAAGCAACGCAGCACGUUCGGCAACGUCUGGCACAACAUUAAGAAAGCCUUUGGAGGCGGAAAAUACAAGGACGAGCAUGAGGAAGAGCACCGAAACGGAUUCACGAACCUGGUACGUGACCUCAAGGUUCAAUUGAGAUCAAGAAACAAGGCUUUGACACUCACCGUCUUGCCCCACGUCAACGCGAGCAUCUACUAUGACGCAAGACUUCUUGCUCCCAACAUCGAGGCCGUUCAUUUGAUGGCCUUCGAUCAGAUAACACCUGAAAGAAAUCCCAAAGAAGCUGAUUACCCUGCGCCGAUUUAUGAAAGUUACAACCGUGUGCCUCAGGAUAAUAUUGACGCUUCUGUCAGAUACUGGCUGGAACACGGAACUCCCGGAGGUAAGAUCGUAAUAGGAAUCCCAGCGUUCGCUCGCACGUGGAAACUGACAUCAGAAAGCCAAAUCUCCGGAGUGCCGCCAAUAGUAGCUGACGGACCUGGAGCGGAGGGACCUCACACAGCAAAUCCAGGAGUCCUGUCAUACGGUGAAGUCUGCACCCGUCUGACGGAGAGCCACGUGGGUAGACUGAGACGCGUCAGUGAUCCGUCAAAGAAGUACGGAAGCUACGCGUAUCAAUCCUACAACCCCGAAACGUCGGCUGACGGGAUCUGGGUCGGGUACGAAGACCGCGAUACUGCUGGAAACAAGGCCAGCUACUCAAAAGCCAAAGGUCUCGGCGGCGUUGCCAUCUGGGAUCUUUCCACCGACGAUUUCCGAGGAAUCUGCGCCGGAGAUAAAUUCCCCAUCGUCCACGCUGCUAAAGAUAAACUCUAAUUAUCAUUAACAGUAAUUAAUACCCAAUAAGUAAUAAUAAUUUUAAAUUUUAAAUAAAACAACUUUACUUUAUUUAAAAUAAAUUUAAUAAAAUAUUUAACGCA
Molecule: messenger RNA, 1544 nt
Organism: Cotesia glomerata
Lineage: Eukaryota; Metazoa; Arthropoda; Insecta; Hymenoptera; Braconidae
Gene: Idgf4
Product: chitinase-like protein Idgf4
Exons: 6
Coding region: 139-1440 (433 amino acids)
Biological process (GO): chitin catabolic process; carbohydrate metabolic process
Cellular component (GO): extracellular region
Molecular function (GO): chitin binding
Source: RefSeq, a predicted model, not a curated record